AUGGGUUACACCACCACUGUAGAGUUUGACCAAAUAAGGUUGUCCCCUGUUCCUGAGCUUGCUCUCCGGGACUCCAGCAACGUAGGACUGCAAACCGGGCGGGGAAAGUCCAAUGUCAUAAACCGCCUCGGCAAUGCGACCUUCCGCAAACAAGCACUUGGGGUCUCGCUCAUCAGCCAUCGGUGCUUGAAACUUUCCAUUCGGUGUACUCCAGUAACACAUGAUUGGGGCAAUCGCGGCGGGCUGCGCCGUAGUGCUCAAGCCAUCCAAGCGUGCGGCUGUUUCUCAGCACCUGUUGAUCAAAUCAUCCGAAAAUACCUCGGCCAGAAAGCCAUCACAUGCGUCACUGUUGGACCUGAAGAGAUGAUCUCCAAGAUUGUCUCCAGCUCAUUGUUAUUAACCGCGUCGAUCUAA
Messenger RNA from Ilyonectria robusta, 414 nucleotides. RefSeq lists its product as uncharacterized. The transcript is spliced from 4 exons. Bases 1 to 414 code for a protein of 137 amino acids. The record is from RefSeq and is a predicted model, not a curated record. Lineage: Eukaryota; Fungi; Ascomycota; Sordariomycetes; Hypocreales; Nectriaceae.